AUUCUACCAUUCUGUAGAAAAGAGCAGUGAGAGAAUCAGAAAGAAAGCAUUGAUUCGAAGCAGCGAGCAGAAAGAAAAAUGGUGAAGUUCAUGCUGUUAAUCAAGGCGGAGCUCGAUAACAUCACCGACCUUCAGCCACAAGGCGGCUGUGAUGAUGAUAACUUCCGUUACUACUUCAAGCUUAAGUGUACCCUUUGUGGUGAGAUCACCCAAAAGGAGACUUAUGUGAGGUUGGUUGAAACUGUUCCUCAUCCCGUUGGCAAGGACCACACCCGCCUUGGCAAGGGCCACACCCACCUUGUCCAGAAGUGUAAGUUCUGUGGCAGGGAUGGUACAAUAACCAUGAUCAGUGGCCUCGGCCGUCCUCUGACUCACGCUGAUAGUGCAGCUGGAAAGAGUGCACCUUUGAUGUUAUUUGAUUGCAGGGGUUUUGAGCCGCUGGAUUAUGUUUUCCGAGGAGAAUGGGAAGCCGAAUCUCUUAAGGGAACGAUUUUUGAAGGCAUUGAUUUAUCUGGAGAUGAGUUUGUUGAGUAUGAUGAGAGGGGGGAGGCUCCAGUGAUGACUUCCAGACCAAGUGCCACUUUUAAUGUAGUGAAGUAGAUCCUCCAUUGCUCUAUUGUGUGUUGCUGGUACAUUGAAAGGGAAGUAUAACUGUUUUGCACUGUCAGUGUGUAAGUCGCUAACGGCUGAGGAUGGGAGUGUUUAGUUUUCGAUGUACAUUGAACACGAACUACUUGCACGAACUUAGAUGGUUAAUUCCAUGAAGAAAACCAUUGAUAUGGAUGUCAAUAUUGUCUUUCAGGCUUCUUCAGAAUAGCUCUUUUUAGAAAUUUAAUGUGAAAGCUUGUAAAACUGUUUGACUGGAGCUAUAGUGUUUUCACUGUGAUUGGCGUUGGUA
Messenger RNA from Solanum pennellii, 898 nucleotides. Its product is annotated as UPF0587 protein C1orf123-like. The transcript is spliced from 4 exons. The record is from RefSeq and is a predicted model, not a curated record. Bases 79 to 600 code for a protein of 173 amino acids. NCBI's taxonomy places the organism in Eukaryota, Viridiplantae, Streptophyta, Magnoliopsida, Solanales, Solanaceae. Gene Ontology annotation, molecular function: zinc ion binding.